GAAGCGUUAGUGCAGCUGUGGGGAUCCGGUGAUUCGCUCGGCCGAGAGCAGCAGCGGAUUGCCGUGAAGCCAAAGAGGAGCGCGGGGCGAAUCGUCGAGCAGCAUCGGCAGCAACCCACUUGUGAAGAGGGCACUCGGGCCUCAUUUUUCCAGCUGGGAUCUGUUCGCCGAAGCGUGUUGGGCAGGCUAAUUCUUCUCUCUUCCAGCGAGCAGAUUGCAACCAGGGCCUGACUAGCACCACCAGCAGCUCGUAGCGAUGGCGACCACCGUGGCAUGCAGGGCCGUUGCAGGAGCCGUUUUCGCUCCUGCCCAGGAGCAGCGGUUGAUGGGAGGAAACGCCCUGCGCGUUUCUUUCGCGCCCAUUGGAACCUCCAAUGCCCGCAGCAGCAUCGUCGUGAGAGCCUCCUCCGACAAGCCCGUCAAGGCUAACAGGCAGCUCAUCUUCGCUUCCGAGCAGAGCCUGUCCUACCUCGAUGGCUCCCUGCCCGGAGACUACGGAUUCGAUCCCCUUGGUCUGUCAGACCCACAGGGCGCUGGAGGAUUCAUUGACCCUAACUGGUUGAGAUACGCCGAGAUCAUCAACGGGCGAUUUGCCAUGCUCGGAGCUGCCGGAGCCAUCGCCCCAGAAAUCUUCGGAAAGAUUGGUCUGAUCCCCCAAGAGACCGCCAUCCCAUGGUUCCAAACAGGAGUUAUCCCACCUCUCGGACAAUACAGCUACUGGGCUGACCCCUACACACUGUUCGUUCUCGAGAUGGCGCUGAUGGGAUUCGCCGAGCACAGACGUGCACAAGAUUACUACAAACCCGGAUCCAUGGGCAAGCAAUACUUCUUGGGUUUCGAGAAGGUGUUGGGAGGAUCAGGUGACCCAGCGUACCCCGGAGGUCCUCUGUUCAACUUCUUGGGCUUCGGAAGGGACGAGAAGUCGAUGAAGGACCUGAAAGUGAAGGAAGUGAAGAACGGACGCCUGGCCAUGCUCGCAGUCCUCGGAUACUUCAUCCAAGCGAUCUUCACCGGUGUCGGCCCAUUCCAGAACUUGUUGGACCACUUGUCAGACCCCGCCAACAACAAUGUCCUCACCAACCUGAAAAUUCACUAGAAAGUGUUCAUAUUGAUGUUUCGCCGAUCUAAUUUAGGAGGCUUAUGUUGCCGUCACCACUUUGUAUCAUGACCGACUUAUCAUGUCACUCCUCUCCGUGUUGUAAAGAUUUGCUGUACGACCACCCCUCUCCGUGCUGGCUGAGCAACAUUUAGCACAUCUUUGUAUUCGAUGACUUAACGUAUCGGUUUCUUUCCAGACGACGGGCUUGAACAGCUUACUGUCCAUUGUUCUGGCAUGCCUCCGAUUUUAGGAUUUAUAAAGCCGCACUCUGCCGAGUUUUCAGUGGAACCAUUACGUUG
Messenger RNA from Marchantia polymorpha subsp. ruderalis, 1398 nucleotides. The record is from the annotation of a GenBank genome assembly. NCBI's taxonomy places the organism in Eukaryota, Viridiplantae, Streptophyta, Marchantiopsida, Marchantiales, Marchantiaceae.